Molecule: messenger RNA, 3139 nt
Organism: Brachypodium distachyon (stiff brome)
Lineage: Eukaryota; Viridiplantae; Streptophyta; Magnoliopsida; Poales; Poaceae
Product: phosphoenolpyruvate carboxylase, housekeeping isozyme-like
Biological process (GO): tricarboxylic acid cycle; carbon fixation; leaf development
Cellular component (GO): chloroplast; apoplast; cytosol
Molecular function (GO): phosphoenolpyruvate carboxylase activity
Source: RefSeq, a predicted model, not a curated record
UUAAGCAGCGCUUUCCGUCAGAUUGAUCAGAAAAGGAGGGUUUUUUGGUGGGGGAGACACCGGGACAUGGCGCGCAAUGUGAUGGACAAGGCGACGUCCAUCGACGCGCAGCUGCGGCUGCUGGCGCCCAAUAAACUCUCCGAGGACGACAAGUUAGUGGAGUACGACGCGCUGCUCCUAGAACGAUUCCUCGACAUCCUCCAGGACCUGCAGGGAGAGGACAUCAGGGAGACGGUUCAAGAAUGCUAUGAGUUAGCUGCUGAGUAUGAAAAUAAGCUUGAUCCUAAACAGCUAGAUGAGAUUGGGAAUCUGUUAGCCCGCCUGGAUGGGGGAGACUCCAUCGUGAUAGCCAAGUCAUUCUCGCACAUGCUUAUCCUAGCAAACUUGGCUGAGGAGGUCCAGAUUGCAUAUCGCAGGAGGAUAAAACUGAAGAAGGGUGAUUUUGCUAAUGAAAAUUCCGCAACAACUGAAUCAGACAUUGAGGAGACCCUAAAAAGGCUUGUUGGUCCGUUAAAGAAGUCUCCGCUGGAAGUGUUUGAUGCUCUCAAGAAUCAAACAGUCGACCUGGUAUUGACAGCACAUCCAACUCAGUCAGUUAGGAGGUCACUGCUCCAAAAACAUGGCAGGAUAAGGAACUGUUUAACACAACUGUAUGCAAAAGACAUAACUCCAUAUGAGAAGCAGGAACUUGAUGAGGCACUUCAGAGAGAGAUUCAAGGUGCCUUUAGAACUGAUGAAAUCCGACGGGCACCUCCUACUCCACAGGAUGAAAUGCGUGCCGGAAUGAGUUAUUUUCAUGAGACCAUAUGGAAGGGCGUGCCCAAGUUCUUACGGAGGGUAGAUACUGCUCUUAAGAACAUUGGCAUAAAUGAGCGAUUGCCUUACAAUGCCCCUCUUAUUCAGUUUUCAUCUUGGAUGGGUGGAGAUCGUGAUGGAAAUCCAAGUGUCACACCAGAGGUUACAAGGGAUGUUUGCCUGUUAGCUAGAAUGAUGGCCGCUAACUUGUACUAUGCACAGAUAGAGGAUCUAAUGUUCGAGUUAUCUAUGUGGCGCUGCAGUGAUGAACUACGCUCAAAAGCUGAUCAGUUACACCGUUCCUCGAGGAAAGACACCACAAAACACUAUAUAGAGUUCUGGAAGCAAGUUCCUCUAAGCGAACCCUAUCGUGUAAUACUGAGUGAUGUCAGAGAUAAACUGUACAAUACUCGUGAGCGAUCAUGCCAUUUAUUGGCCAGUGGGUUUUCUGAAAUUCCUGAUGAAGCAAUCUUCACUGAUGUUGAGCAGUUCUUGGAGCCUAAUGAGCUCUGUUACAGAUCUCUGUGUGCCUGUGGUGAUCAUGGUAUUGCAGAUGGCAGUCUUCUUGACUUUUUGCGGCAAGUGUCAACAUUUGGACUAUCCCUUGUUAGACUCGAUAUCAGGCAAGAAUCAGAAAGGCACAGUGAUGUUAUGGAUGCCAUAACUAAAUACCUUGGAGUCGGAUCAUAUCGUGAGUGGCCAGAGGAGAAACGCCAAGAAUGGCUACUCUCUGAACUCAAUGGAAAGAGGCCGUUAUAUGGUCCUGAUCUUCCCAAGACAAACGAAGUUGCUGAAGUUUUAGAUACAUUUCAUGUGUUAGCUAAACUUCCCUCUGACAGCUUUGGCGCGUAUGUGAUAUCCAUGGCAACAUCUCCUUCAGAUUUUCUAGCAGUUGAGCUUCUGCAGCGUGAAUGUCAUGUCAGGAAGCCACUGAGAGUUGUACCAUUGUUUGAAAAGCUCGCAGAUCUUGAAGCUGCACCGGCAGCUCUUGCCCGGCUUUUCUCUGUUGAGUGGUACAGAAACAGAAUUAAUGGAAAGCAAGAAGUAAUGAUUGGGUAUUCGGAUUCUGGGAAGGAUGCUGGUCGUUUCUCUGCUGGUUGGCAACUGUACAAAGCUCAAGAGGAGCUUAUUAAGGUUGCUAAGGAAUUUGGGGUUAAGUUGACUAUGUUUCAUGGGCGAGGGGGGACUGUUGGAAGAGGUGGGGGUCCUACCCAUCUUGCUAUACUGUCACAACCUCCAGAGACUAUCCACGGAUCACUGCGAGUAACUGCACAAGGUGAAGUCAUUGAGAAGUCCUUUGGAGAGGAGUAUUUGUGCUUUAGAACGCUUGAACGUUUUACAGCUGCUACUCUUGAACAUGGUAUGCAUCCACCAAUUUCACCAAAACCGGAGUGGCGUGCUUUGAUGGAUGAAAUGGCUGUUAUUGCCACAGAAGAGUACCGGUCCAUUGUCUUCCAAGAACCACGAUUUGUUGAAUAUUUCCGCCUUGCAACACCAGAGCUGGAAUAUGGUAGGAUGAAUAUUGGAAGCAGGCCAUCAAAAAGGAAGCGAAGUGGAGGCAUAGAAUCGCUACGUGCAAUUCCUUGGAUAUUUGCUUGGACACAGACCAGAUUUCACCUACCAGUGUGGCUUGGUUUUGGUGCGGCAUUCAAGCAUGUCAUGCAAAAGGAUAUACGUAACCUUCAAACCCUACAGCAGAUGUACAACGAGUGGCCAUUUUUCAGGGUUACACUAGACUUGGUUGAGAUGGUAUUUGCAAAGGGUGAUCCUGGUAUAGCAGCUCCGUAUGACAAGCUGCUAGUUUCUGAUGAUUUGUGGUCAUUUGGGGAGCGUCUUAGAGCAAACUAUCAAGAAACGAAGCAACUUCUUCUACAGGUUGCCGGCCACAAGGACCUUCUGGAGGGUGAUCCUUACCUGAGGCAGAGGCUGCGCCUCCGGAAUGUUUGCCAAGCCUACACACUGAAGCGUAUCAGGGACCCUAGCUUCCAUUCAAGCCCCGGAUCUCAUCUAUCCAAGGAGGUCAUGGAGUCACCGGGGAAGUUGGCCGCCGAACUUGCGAAGCUCAACCCUACAAGCGAGUAUGCCCCAGGGCUCGAGGACACUCUCAUCCUAACCAUGAAGGGCAUCGCUGCCGGCUUGCAGAACACCGGCUGAAGCAUCCGGCUCAGCUGUGAUGUGUGUUUAUUUAUAGCAGUAGUAGGGGCGGCAUGUAUGACGCUCUUGGUGCAUCGUGUUUUAUGGUCGUCUAAAAGACUUAAAACCAGUAAACACCGGCGACGGGAGAUCAGAACCAGACUGGUAUAUUUUCCGUGGACAUUGCUUUGUUGUUUACUGUAUCAAACUC